AUGCCCUCCCUCACUCUGACAAACCCGGAUAUGAUCCUGCCGUAUGACGGUAGUGAGCGCCAAUCCUCUACUCCCUCCCCACCUUCGCAGCUCGUCUACCUAUCCAAUUUGAAUGCCCGGUACAAUCCAUCUGAGCCUCAUUCUGCCUCCAGUUCAGGCGCGUCGGCCGGCCGAGCCAAGAAGAAUUUUUCGCGAAACUGGACCCACGAGGACGUCACUCCCAACCCGCGACGCUUGUCUGAUAUCGGGGAAGAGCUGUCGCCUAAGCGCUUUGGGGGGUUUGAUGAAGAGGAGGUAGGCCAGGAUCAGGGGCUCGGUGGUGCGCAGGGAGCUGCUCCUGAUGCGAAGGACAAUGCUGUGUGGAGUAGCUCUAGCUCGACGGUUAGUGCGGGGAGUUCACGUCCAAGGGAAGUGACUUCUCCAGCGACUGUUCGCGAGGCGUCGCCUGUCCAGAAGGGAAAUGCUAUUGGAAAGCCGAGCAAUGAGAAUGAGGAGGUCAAAAAGGUGCUAUCGCCUGACAGUGGUGCCCAUAUAUCUGGUAGCCAUAUUUCCACGGCUGCUGCUACGGGCAAAGGUCCUGGGGAAGAUUUCUCCUCGGCAAUCUUGAGUAGCGAAGCAGAGAGGAUCCUGGAGAAUGCAAAGAAACGAUUGAUGCUCAUGGAAGGCAAUCUGAAUCGCGCUCGUUCAACUACGCGCCUCACACCUUCACCCUCACCCUCGGCGCCUGGAAAUAUUCAGCCACUCGGCGGACACAAGCCGGCUGGUGGACUCUAUCAAUCGAUUUCUCGAGCUGAUCGUAGAGGAUCCACACUUCGACGGCAAUCGCUCAUAGCCUCGCAAGAUGCCUCUACUAACAGGCAUUCGCGCGUGCACAGCGACACAAAUUUCCCUUCUGAGUCGAGUAUGUCGAAUGAUUCGAAGCGCCCGUCUCGCUCUGUCAGUGCAAUGGGUGCCAGUACCUCGUCAUUUCACCAUGAUGAUCGGUCCUUCCAGUAUGAGCCGACGCGCGCGUACCUGACGCACCGGUCGUCGAUCUCAUCGAUCAAACCACCUUAUUCGGAAUCGCCACAGCCCGCGGAAUCACCGCAGCUCAUAGAGUCCCCGGUUCCCGAAGAGAGCACUUCAUCAGGCUCGCCUAGGGGACUGGGCAUCUCGGCAGACGACGAUUCAAACUCCAACCCGGGAGAUUUCAGUCCAGUCUACAGUUCAUCUGGUCCGCCCAGCCGUGCGCAAUCUCAGCUGCAGGUCCGCGACUUGCAGUACCAAAUGAAAGGUCUUCAUAUCAAGAUCUCAUCUCUCAAGGUCCGGACGCAGGAGGACAAUAUGCGUCGCCGAAGUCUACAGAGUCUGCGUACGCCUAGUCCUUUGACGCAAGCUGAUGCCUGGUAUGCCAAUGCGCUGGAGCUGCGGGAGGGACAAAGCAGCCGUGAAUCAAAUGGUCGACGAGACGUCAGUUCAGAGUAUGCUCGUGAGGCCCGUUCUUCUAAUGAACAACUGAACGCGGUCAAGCGAUCCGAGCGGACUGAGGGAAGCCCCGUGGACCACAAUCGUGCGAGCAUUUCCCAGGCUCCAGAUACCAGGCUGAAGCCUAGAACUGAGGGUUAUGAUGACGGAAGGCAAUCUGUUGCUGAAAGUCUGUACGAAGAUGCCGAGGAAGACUUUGAGGACGGCGAUAUCGACCGUGAAGCGUUGGAUGAAAUUCUGCGGGAGCCACUCGAUGAAGACCUUCAAAGCCUGGAUGAGUUCCCUGGAGUUGAUACCCGACCCCACGAAGAGCGAGAAGACGCUUUUGACUAUGAGCAUUUCAUUCUCCACAGUGCCCUUGGCAACUACUCCCGCCAGAUACGCCGACCAAGCCAAAGCUCUCGUGUUUCAGUGGAAACGACGCGACCAAACCGGUCUGUGCGACACUCGCGUACCAACAGUGUAAUGUCCGACUCGACAGUAGCCACGUUUGCGACAGCUAUGGAGGGAGAUAUGCCAAUAGAGGAAGAUGACUUGCUGUAUUGGGACCGGAAGUUCAAUCAUGAACUCCGCCACCGCCAUUCACAAAGCCGGCAGGCCAAUCCCAUCCAAACUGACCGCUCUGUAACUCCUCGUGGGGUUCGGAAUGGCGAAGAUGAAGAUGGUUCUGCCACACCUGUUGAUCAACAGCUGACCCCUCGUCGUGUGGAUAUGACCGGCCGCUCCUCAUCCGCUACCGCCGGCUCUGCGACUCCAACCUCUCUUGUCUCGUCUCUUGUUUCCACUGUGCGAGCGGCUGCCAGUCCGCACCCCGGUUCCGUGACCCCAACCUCUGCUGGUGGUAUCAAUGACGAUGAUACCCAGAUGCUCGAGCAACUAUUCUCAAGCUUGGGCAACGUCUGCAUGGAUCUCCAGGCUAUCAUGACCUCCCCUGAUCCCGACCUGAAGGAGGCUCGAGUACUCCGGCGGCGCCUGGAUGCUGCACGGAGAGUGCUGGACGGAGAACUCGAUACUUGA
Molecule: messenger RNA, 2481 nt
Organism: Penicillium odoratum
Lineage: Eukaryota; Fungi; Ascomycota; Eurotiomycetes; Eurotiales; Aspergillaceae
Exons: 3
Coding region: 1-2481 (826 amino acids)
Source: RefSeq, a predicted model, not a curated record